AAUAUUGUUCAAAAGCGUUUAUGUAGAACAAUUCGCAUAAUUCCAAUUUCCAAAGACCUAACUUUCUCACCAUUGCUCACGUAUUUUCUAUCGAUCAGAUAAGCAGCAUAUGGUAUAGCACGCAGCUGUAGGAGAAUCCAUCUUCGACACUAUGCACCGGCUGGCCCUCUACCUCUCCUUCCUUCAUCUCCUCCUCACCCAGCAGGCCGUCACCGAAACCCCGCCACCCUACGCUGCCACCGACUAUUUACUCCUUGAUUGUGGCUCGUCCUCCAAGUCAACCUCGCUCGAUGGCCGUAACUGGGACGGCGAUUUCAACUCAAAGUUCUCACCCCCAAAUAUGCAAACCAUAUCAAUUGCAUCUACCCCCUCCCAACACGACGACCCUUCUGCUACCCAAGUCCCCUACAUGACUGCACGCAUCUUUCACAACAAGUUCACCUACUCCUUCCCCGUCUCGCCUGGCCUAAAGUUCCUCCGUCUCUACUUCCUCCCGGCCACCUACUCCGGACUCGACAAAUCCAAGUCCUUCUCCUUCGUCACCGCCAAUAACUUCACCCUCUUAAGCAACUUCAGUGCCUUCCUUACCGUCUCUUCGUUAAAUCCUCCCGUAGCCUCCUUUAUCAAAGAAUUCAUAAUCCCUGUGUUGCACACUCAGUUUCUCAACAUAACCUUUAUUCCAUCAAAAAGCUCUUACGCCUUCAUUAAUGGUAUAGAGAUUGUUUCUAUGCCAAAGAAUCUCUAUAUGUACAAUAGAGAUUAUGUAAUCACCUUGGUAGAUUACAACAGUCGUUCCUUCUAUUUCGACGACACCACUGCUCUUGAGACUAUGUAUAGACUAAACGUGGGGGGCAACGAUGUCCCGGGCGUAGAGGAUACUGGGAUGUUCCGGACUUGGAGUCAGGACUCGCAGUAUCUGUUUGGCCAGAUUGUUGGGCAGACGCCUUACCGGUCUAAAGCCACGAUACAGUAUACGACGGACACACCAGCCUACACAGCGCCGAAGAUUGUGUAUCAAACUUCUCGCACAAUGAAUAACAAUACUACGGUUAACUUGAAUUCCAACCUCACGUGGAUCUUCACUGUUGAUGGCGGGUUUAACUAUCUUUUUAGGCUUCACUUCUGCGAAACUCAGGAGGAAGUAGUGGAAACGAACCAAAGAGUUUUUUACAUAUUCAUCAAUAAUCAGACGGCACAGGCACAAACGGAUGUGAUUGAAUGGAGCGGUGGUACCGGAAUUCCUGUAUACAGAGAGUAUGUUGUGUUGGUCCCAAGUGGAAACAAGGGGAAACAAGAUUUGUGGCUUGCGCUACACCCUGACUUGGAUAUGUCACCACGUCCCGCAUUCGACAAUGCCAUCUUGAACGGUGUGGAAAUAUUUAAGUUGAACCGAUCAGACGGUAGUCUUGCUGGGCUCAACCCGGAAAUGGAAGGCCCGGAACCCAAAACAAAACAAACGGAGAGGAGAAAGAGGUUGUCGCCGAUGAUAGCCAUUCUCAUAGGAGGUGUUGUUGGCGGCCUACCAGCCAUUUUUGCUAUUUAUUUCUUCGUUUACCGGCGAAAUACAAGGGUGAAGGACUCAGGUUCUACUACUAGCAAGCCCAGGUCCUCGUGGGUCCCAUUCUCCAAGAGAUCAUGUUCCACAAACACCAACGCUUCAUCGCUACCGUCCGAUCAUUGCCGUCACUUCUUGCUCGCUGAUAUGAAAGCGGCCACGCGCGAUUUUGAUGAUCAUUUGGUCAUUGGAGCCGGAGGAUUUGGUAACGUCUACAAAGGAUACAUCGACGGCGGGUUUACUAGAGUUGCCAUCAAACGGUUGAACCGGUCUUCGAAGCAGGGGGUCCGCGAGUUCUGGACCGAAAUCGAGCUGCUCUCCCAGCUUCGGCACGUUAAUCUUGUGCCGUUGAUUGGAUAUUGCGAUGACCAAGGUGAGAUGAUCCUCGUGUAUGAUUUCAUGGCCCGUGGGACCCUCCGGGACCAUCUAUACAACACGAUGAACCCUCCUCUUCCGUGGAAGCGACGCCUGGAAAUCUGCUUGGGCGCAGCUCGUGGGUUGCACUAUCUCCAUUGCAGUGCAAAGCACACGAUUAUUCACCGUGACGUAAAGUCAACAAACGUGCUGUUGGACGAGAAAUGGGUGGCCAAGAUUUCGGAUUUCGGACUGUCCAGAAAGGGUCCCAUUAGUAUGUUCCAGACCCACGUAAGCACCGUGGUGAAGGGUAGUUUCGGGUACGUAGACCCAGAAUACUUCCGAAGGCAACAACUAACGGUGAAGUCUGACGUGUAUUCAUUUGGCGUGGUGUUAUUUGAGGUCCUAUGUGCUAGGCCAGCUUUGGUUCCGGGUCUACCAAAGGAGCAAGUGAGCCUGGCUGAGUGGGGCCGGAGAUGCUACCAGUGUGGGAACCUAGGUGACAUCGUGGACCCACAUUUGAGGGCGGAGAUUGCACCCGAGUGUUUGAACAAGUUUGGGGAGAUUGCGGAAAGUUGCUUGCGUGGUCAAGGAAUCGAACGGCCAGAAAUGAGCGAUGUGGUGUGGGGCCUUGAGUUCGCAUUGCAGCUUCAAGUUGCUGCCGACAGGAAGAUCAACGGUAUAUAUGAGGAGGUGAAUGGGAGCCAAAUUAAAGUUGAUGCAGGUGGGGCUGGGCCGAGCUCGUAUAAUUCGGGUGGAGAGGUAUCUACCGCUGAUGAGGAUGACCUGUUCUCUAGUUCGGGUGCGCUUGUGUCUCACAAUGUGUCCUCACAAUAUAGCCAUGAAAAUUGAGAAAUAGGGGUAGCUUGUUUGAGAAAAUUGUAAUUAAAACAAGAAGGAAGGUCGAUAUAGUGACGUAGGAUACUCUGUAGUUUCUGGGCACUGCUUCCCAAUCAAAGCCAAGUUUAUUUAUUUUUAUUUUUUUUAAGUAAUCAAAGCCAAGUUGUAAAUGCAAUACACAACUCAAGUGAACCUUGUACUCUACUUUCCUAAUUACUAUAUAUAUAGUGAUGUAAGAAACUUCGGCCAUGUC
Molecule: messenger RNA, 3002 nt
Organism: Alnus glutinosa
Lineage: Eukaryota; Viridiplantae; Streptophyta; Magnoliopsida; Fagales; Betulaceae
Product: receptor-like protein kinase FERONIA
Exons: 1
Coding region: 152-2761 (869 amino acids)
Biological process (GO): protein phosphorylation
Molecular function (GO): ATP binding; protein kinase activity
Source: RefSeq, a predicted model, not a curated record